Molecule: messenger RNA, 1557 nt
Organism: Thamnophis elegans (Western terrestrial garter snake)
Lineage: Eukaryota; Metazoa; Chordata; Lepidosauria; Squamata; Natricidae
Gene: TCTE1
Product: t-complex-associated-testis-expressed 1
Exons: 4
Coding region: 1-1371 (456 amino acids)
Biological process (GO): flagellated sperm motility
Cellular component (GO): sperm flagellum
Molecular function (GO): protein binding
Source: RefSeq, a predicted model, not a curated record
AUGCAGGAAAAUGUAGCCACAGAGGUCAGUCCAGUCCCUCCUCCAAGUCAUGUAACAAUAAAAAAUCCGGCAGCUAAUCCCCGACGAAUGCGACGGCUUAUUGCUGAAGAUCCUGAAUGGAAUCUAGCCAUAGUUCCACCGCUCACAGAGCUCUGCAUCCAGCACAUAAUCAACAAUUUUGAAAACAAUCCUAUAUUGGAAAGGCUACUUCCUGAUCACCAAAAGAAAGUGCUAGAAAAGAUUUCCACAAGCCUACCACUCACGGUGACUGCAAAUUUGAUCAGCGAUGAGGGCUACUGGAAACGGUGCUGUACUGAAAGAUGGACAGUUUGUGAUGUAUCCGCCUAUGGACACAGUUGGAAACGGAUGUUUUUUGAACGCCAUUUGGAAAACAUUUUGAAGUUUUACAUUCCAGAUAUUACUAGUCCCAACGAAAUUCUCGACCUCAUUCCACUCUGCACGGAAUAUGUGAAAAAGAUAGAGAUUGACCAGUUCCUCCCACCAGUGAAGCUAGAUCAAAAGAAGGAAGAUGAAGAUGUCUCUGAUACUGAAAGUGAUGCCGGACUAGACGAACCUUCUAUGGACCAUUUUGAUUUGAACCUGCUUGUUCCUGCACUCCUUCAUCUUGAGGAGCUGAAUCUUUCAUAUGGUGUUAAAGACUGUGGCAUGAAUUUUGAAUGGAAUCUUUUCGAAUUCACUUAUCGAGAUUGUUGCUCACUGGCCACUGCUAUUAAGAAAUGCCCAACUCUAAAAGUGUUCAAGCUGACCCGAAGCAAAGUGGAUGAUGAUAAAGCCAGGAUACUGAUCCAACACCUAUUAGACCACCCUUCUUUGGAAGAAUUAAACUUAUCCCACAAUUUGAUUUCAGACAGAGGAGCACGAGCUAUUGGCAAGCUAAUUAACCACAGUAAGAUGGUAACGCUUAACAUCUGUGAUAACAGGAUUCGAGCUCAAGGAGCCCAGGCUAUAGCUCAUGCGCUAUCCAAGAAUUCUAUUUUGACAUCCCUCGAUUUGCGCCUCAACAGCAUUGAGGAUGAAGGAGGCCAAGCCAUUUGCCAUGCCCUGCUACUUAACAGCACACUAACAACUCUUCACUUGGGUAGCAAUGAAUUAUCAGAGCCAACAGCUACUCUUUUCUCUCAAGUCUUGGCUCAGAACACUACUUUGUCUCAUAUCAACCUCUCCUGCAAUCACAUUGGACUAGAUGGAGGGAAGCAAUUGAUGGAAGGCAUGUCCGAUAACAAGACAGUAGUGGAAUUUGAUCUCAGACUGGCAGAGGUGGGACAAGAGAGUGAAUAUCUUAUUAAUCAGACUAUAAAGGCCAAUCAGGAAUUAGCCCGUCUCAGAAACCUGCACUAUUCCCCCACAUAACACGGACUACAAACUACUGAGGAAAAACAUCCUUCGUACUAUAGUUUUGGUGUUGUCUGUUCACUUACAUUUGUUUAAGCAUCUGUUUGUUCUCAGAUUAUGAUUGAAUGGAUGUAACUCCAUAUUCUCCUACUACUUUGGUGAAGUUUUUGCACAUUUCUUGGAUUCAUGCUCUUGGAUAAUUAA